Molecule: messenger RNA, 1834 nt
Organism: Dreissena polymorpha
Lineage: Eukaryota; Metazoa; Mollusca; Bivalvia; Myida; Dreissenidae
Exons: 4
Coding region: 113-913 (266 amino acids)
Source: RefSeq, a predicted model, not a curated record
CAUAUGCCAGAUCGAUUUUGGUUUGAUUUAUAAUUCAGACCAAUAUUCAGGUGUUCAUCCAGCAGUUAUUGCGUCGUUUUCGCUUCAAUGAACAAGCUUCCGGCGACUUAAAAUGGCAAGCCUUUUAGGAAUUGCAGUUUUAGUCGCUCUGUUUUCGACCGGAAGUCUUGAUUCGUUAGAUCUUGACAGUGACGGUCAUGAAGCGACCUUUAGCGACCUCCUAAACAGCAUGCUUCAAUCUGAUUGGCGCUCGCAGUUCCCGCAAUUCCCGCGCCCACCUGACACAGAAUGGAACCAUUUCCCUCAUAAUAAUGGGUAUCAGCCUUCUGGAAAUAAAGGCGGAAGUAGCGCUCCGGGGGCGCACCGCGUCCUCUGCGCCAGCAUGCCUUGGACGAAAGGGGUGUUUAUACUUCCCGGACUCGUUUGUGAGAUGAAUUGCUGUCAGCGGGGGGAACAUGUCGAAUGCUGUGAGGAAAAGGACGAGAAGCAUAGCGGUUUCAGCAAGUUGUCCAUUGUACUGUUGUCCGUGUUUGGCGGGCUGCUGUUUGUAGCGGUCGUCUGCGCAGCGUUUGCCUGUUACAAGUACAAGAUGUCUCAGAAGAGGAAGACCCGCCCCACACCGAACACACCCAUAUCGAUCCUGUCGACGAAUGUUAGCGCAAUAUCGUAUGGACCCAACUUUAACCACCUUCCCCGAAAAACGCAGAGGCAUGUCAAAUACGAGGUACCGGAACAAGAGGCGGUGCCAGAAGUGGAGGCCCCACCGACCUACUCCCAGCUCAUGCGCGAUGUGGCCUCCCCGCCACCACCCUACUCGGCGCAAGGCCACCCUGACCACGUCAUGGACGCACCACUCGGAACCCUUGAGAUUAAUUCAGCGCCGAUGAAUACGCGGUUUACCGGAAGUAGUUAAAGUACACGGUGCGCAUGUGCCUCACGUGGGGUGAUAUUACAGACAUUAAUGGAGCGUUUUGUACUUUUUAAUGAAAUGAUGUACAUACAAUAUUUAUACACACACAUUAUUUAAUUAUUUAUAAACACAUAAUAUUUUAUAAGUAUCCAGAAACAAUAUUUGCGAUAUGUUUGGUGAAACGCUAUACAGGUCCCGGUUGUAUAUCAUUUAGACAAUAGCCUACGUGUAUUUUAUUUAAAAAAAAUAAUAACUAUAAUUCUUAUUUGCAUGAUAUUUACAAUUUGAUAGUAUCUUUACACAUUUUUUUUUUCGAAAGUCUUCUCUUUUGAUUUCCAGCUCAAAUUACAGAAUCUGCGAUAAAGUCGCUGACGAUUUUCGCAAACUUUUUUAUCCUGCAUUGCACACAAACGAAUAUAAGAUAUGCCAUAAUAAAUCUAUAAAAAAGCGAUAUAUCUUUAUAUAAUUAUGAGAGUGAAAAAGUAUCUAUGUUAAUCGUAAGGUUUUUAAAAGUUCAUACAGAAUUCGAUAAAGCUAUCAUACAGUUUGUACGCAUACUGCUUGAAUUUACUAUGUGUUUUUUUCUUAUUUAAAUGCUCACAUGUAUUGAAUGGUUUCGUAUUUAACGUUAACCCUGAUAUGUAAAAUCAAAAUAUGUUGUCGUAAUGACUUUGUCUGUGAAUAUUAUACCAGUUGUUUUUACGUUCACUUUGAUAUGUAAAAUCUAUAUAUGUUGUCAGAAUGACUUUGUCAGUGAAUAUUAUAUCAGUUGUUUUCUUUAUAUUAUUCAUGCGCGAUCGUUUCAGAAAGUUGCUGGGCGACACCAAAAAAUGUUUUUAUCUUGUUGGUUUUUGGACUGUUUGAUCAUGCAAAUUUAUGUUGUUGCUGUUGUUUUGUUUUUUAAAUAAACCACUGCUGUCAAAA